AUGAUUCGGUCGCGCCGCGUGGCCGCGACCGUGUCCGACGAGUCGGCAGCAGCGUCCGACGAGUCGGCGGCAUCCGGCGAAUCGGCGGCAUCCGACGAGGAUGCAUCCGGCGACGAGUCCGCGCCGCCACUGAGAGUGCAGCAGCAGCGCCUCGCUGCUGCAGCAGCACCCUAUGCCAGUGUCUCCGUAUUUCCCGAGGUAACCACCGCUCCCUUCCCGCGCAUCCCGCCACUCUCCUCGCUCGCCCGCUUCCCCUCCAUCGAAACCCAAUCGCCUUCCGCGCAGAGCCCCGGCAGUCGCUCACUCGCCUCCGCGCGCGCAGACGCGCGCUCCCCCCGCAAUCCAGCGCAGUCCCGCUUUCAUCUAUCCGCGCAGCCCCAACACGAGCAGUGGCGGCCCCCGCUCCCAGCCGCCGCUCCUCCUCCGCCCGCUGGCGCAGCUCCAGGGUACGUCAGCAGCAGCGGCGACCGCGCUGUUCCUGCUGCGUAUCACCCUCUUGCGUUCAGUGAUACGCUGCAGGGUUCCGUGCCGCCCGCUGCUUCUACUGCUGCGGGUGCUGCUGCGGCUACGAGGAGCGACGGGAGUGUGGCAAAGCGUGUGAUGGAGUUGGAGCGAGCGGGAAUGGCUGAGAGGGCAGCACAGGAAAUGGUUGCACCUGCAGUAGCGGCAGCAGCUGCAGCAGCGGACAGAAGACCCGUUGUGCGAGCAGGAUGCGGUGAUGGUGGCUAUUGUGAUGGGGGAGGUGGGGAGGAUGGGGAGGAGGAGGAGGAUGAGGAGGAUGAGGAGUACGAGGCCCUUGAUUGCUCCUUUGCCGCAUGGGAGGGGCCACAGGCAGUGAAGCAGAUCACACCCGACAAGGGCAGUGCUGCUGCUCAUGCUGAUGCUGCUUUUGCUGGCAUUCCUGGGAACGUGUGGGAGGAGAGUGAGAGUGAGGCCCAAGCGGAGGACGAGCCUUCAUCCUUCACUUUCCAACCUGUUGUCAGCAGCACCGCCGUCCCUGCUGCUGCUGCUCCUGGCGCCGGUGGAAAGGCCGCAGUUCUACCCGUCUUCUCCUCCUCCUCCUCCUCCUCCUGCUACCCGUGCACGCGCUUCCCCACGUGCUGCUCACCUCCGGCCUUCCUCGCCUCUGCAUCGCUACCCUUCGUCCCCUUUGUACCUGCACUCGGAAGUGGGCCUCAACCAGGAGCAGUGGCAGCAACAGCAGAUACUGCAGCAGCAGCAGCAGCAGCAGCAGCAGCAGCAGCAGCAGCAGCAGCAGCAGCAGCAGCAGCAGCAGCAGCAGCAGCAGCAGCAGCAGCAGCAGCAGCAGCAGCAGCAGCAGCAGCAGCAGCAGCAGCAGCAGCAGCAGCAGCAGCAGCAGCACCAGCAGCAGCAGCAGCAGCAGCAGCACCUGCACCACCAGCAUCACCAACAUCACCAGCAGCAACAGCAUCAGCAGCUGUUGCUGCAUUGCUAUCCAUCGUCUGCCAUGACCCUCCUUGCUCCCUCGUCCCCCCGGCCUCGCCUCUCACAGCCAGAGUCCCCGUACCUGAGUAA
This is a messenger RNA of Closterium sp. NIES-65, 1536 nucleotides long. Lineage: Eukaryota; Viridiplantae; Streptophyta; Zygnematophyceae; Desmidiales; Closteriaceae. The record is from the annotation of a GenBank genome assembly.